Messenger RNA from Neolamprologus brichardi, 4257 nucleotides. Lineage: Eukaryota; Metazoa; Chordata; Actinopteri; Cichliformes; Cichlidae. The record is from RefSeq and is a predicted model, not a curated record.
ACGAACAGUGUGGAGAGACCGAUAGAGGGGCGAGAGAGGGUGGGGGGGCGAGGCGGAGGAUGGAGACUCCCUCGUCGUUGUCGGCGGUGACGGUGGUACAGAUGGGUGCGACUCUCCUCAGCUGAGCCGGCCACCGAUCCAGUUGCCCCGGCGGUCAUCCAAUGCAGUCUGGGUCGAGCUGACCGCGGUUGGAUAGCGCGCAUCCUGCGAAUGAGACUUCGCUAUCACAGCUGGCACCAUGCUACCCCGUAACAUACGCACAGGUGGUUAUAACCUGCCAGGGGUGGAAUCAGACAAUGUGCCCCUCAUUGGCUAUCGACCUUUAUCACCUGACAGAGGAACCAUAAGUGGCCACUCAGGGAGGAGAGCCGCUGACGCUGAAGUGCAGAGUUCGCAGGCGGAGCCCUCUCCGAUGAAGACUACCUGGUACUGUCCUCUAGAUUUGCCCACUGUGGUGGAGGAGGAGGAGGAUGGGGUGAUCUACACAGUUACUGUCAAGCAGCACCACGGUGGACCCAACAGUCCAAUGUCCACAGUUUCCAAAUCCCAGUGUGUGAAAGCAGGCACAGAAGAGAAGUUGGUGCUCCACCUCCUCCACUCGUUUUGUAUGGGCGACUCCUCCUUCAUCACCAUCUUUCUCUCCACCUAUCGAUCCUUCACCACCACGGGGAGAGUGCUGGACAUCCUCAGUGACAGGCUGGAGAACCCACCCGGGGACAGCGAGAGAAGUCAGAUAAGACAAUCUUUUAACAAAGCAGUGUGUACAGUGUUCAGCACGUGGCUGUCAGAGUAUCCUGAAGACUUUAAGAGUUUGGGGGACCCCUCUCGCUUGCUACGCUUGGCUCCCCUCCUCCCUCAUGACUCCUCAUCUGCUGCUGAUCUCCGCGCUCGCUUCCUCAGGAUAGCCGAGGAGCUCAGCGAGAAAGCCCUGCUCCCAGAUACCCAUAAAGAUCAAACCAGUUUCACCAGCCCUCCUCCUGAUGCCUCCAAGUUUGAACCUACCAGCAUCCUUGGAUUCUCUGGAGCGCUGAUUGCCGAGCAGCUCACCAUGAUAGAGACUGUGAGUUUAGCGUGUCGAGCCAGGAAGAACUUCUCCUCGCUGUACGCUAUCGUGUCUGCCCUCAAGAGUAACCCCAUCCACCGGCUGAGGAAGACGUGGCAGGACACCGACAGAGAGGCGUUGAGGAAAUAUGAGGAACUGUCAGAACUCUUCUCAGACAAGGACAACUAUUCACAGACCAGAGAACUCCUGAAGGAGGAGGGCACGUCAAAGUUUGCCAACCUGGACAACAGGCUCAACAACAGAUACCUUAACAAGUCCAACGCGCAGGGCACCGUGCCCUACCUGGGUAUCUUCCUCACAGACCUCACCAUGCUGGACACGGCAGUCAAAGACAGGCUGGACAAUGGCUACAUCAACUUUGACAAAAGGAGAAGAGAAUUUGAGGUUUUAGCUCAAAUCCGGCUCCUGCAAUCUUCCUGCAAAAACUGUGUUUUCACUGCUGACGAGGCCUUCGUGCAGUGGUAUAACAGCGUGCCUACUCUGAGGGAAGAGGAAAGUUAUAGGCUGUCCAAUGAAAUCGAAGCACCCGGCGACCCGAGCCCUCGCGGUCAUCCCCCAGCUGUCGUUAUCACACAGUGUCCAGAUCUGAGCACCUCCCGAACCAGCCUGGCUGGUGACAGUGACAGCUUCUUUGACUUUCACUCACCCGUCAAUAACCUGCUUUCAAAGCUCACAAAGCAUAUGAGAUCUCCGUCUGUGUCCUGUCUGGAUGUUGACACGUCCCCUCCUACCAAUGAAUCCAACCCUGCCACGCUGACUCCAACCACUCCUACGAAAUCACACCGUCGAUCAGCCUCCUGUGGCAACAACCCCCCUGGUAACAUCCAAGGGUCAGGGGCAGACAUGCGGAUCAUCAGGAUACGGAUGGACCUGGAGGAUGGAAACCUGUAUCGGAGUAUACUGGUUACGAGCAAUGACAAGACUCCCACUGUGAUCAGCUCUGCCUUAGAAAAGCACAAUCAAGACCCCAAACAGGCAUCCAGAUAUGAGCUGAUACAGCUUCUGCCUGAAGGAAAAGAACUGGUCAUCCCUGCUACAGGAAAUGUCUUUUACGCCAUGACGUCAUCUAGUGUUGAUUUCCUGCUAAGAAGGAAAGACGGGAACUCCCCGUUUGGCUUGCAUCCGAUCAGCACAGAGACGAGCGCCACUUUUCCUCGAAUCAAGGCCAAGGGAAGGAGACUGGUCAGGAAUCUUUUUUGACAUCAGAUUUUCAGACAUUCAGAUUGUCUGCAGUUCUCUGAUGGUCUCCCGAUGUGAAUGCAGAGCGAGCCCUCACGGACAGUAAAUGUGGCCUUCUCUGUCCGACACAAAACCUACACAUGCCUUUCUCCUGUGCUCCUGCCAAGCUCACCAAAACACCAAGAAGAACUCUGCUUGUGCUUCAGUCAACAUCUCCUUGCAGGAAGGUGUGGCAGAUAUUUCAGAACUCCAGCUGCUGUGUUCAACAGAGCUAUUUGCACUUUUCCAAGCACGCUAAUUUACAUCCCGAGGACGAGCAGUGAAAACCUUUAAGUGUACCUUUGGUACUGCUUCUCAAGUCCCUGUCAGGUAGCACUUGAUGCUUUUUAUCAUUACAACUCACAGAAAGAAAUAGUUGCUUUAAUUGCUACAAAACACCAAGAAAUCCCUUGUUGUCUUGUGCCUCAUCUGUGACUGACAUUUCCGAAUGUAAAAAAGAUUCGAUUGGUUGGAGUGCGCUUCUGUGAUUACCCAAGAUGCCGUUGAAGGACUUGAAGUGUGUUUUUUGGGGGGAAAUGAGAUUUAAUGAGAUCUGAAUCGGAAUCAAGACAGUGCAAGUGCAUCAUUGUAGCAAAACACUGGAGCUUUUCAAAUGAGACAUAUAUGAUUUGUAUAUAUUUAUAUAUUUUGUACGUCUGUGUGAUCUCAGCAUUGUGUGACAGGUCCUCGUGUGACAAGUAACUGUUUCAACAAGGAAAAAAAUCCUUAAAAUAACUGCAAGAAACAGGCUGACACGUCCACAGAGAAGGACAGCUAUUUCAGCUUUUACUCAUUUCUCCAUAAACUUAAAGCAGCAAUAAUCAGGAUUUUAGAAUAACACUGAAACUCUGUAAACUGUUGUAAUGAACUGCGGUCAGUUUAUUAUCAGUUCUGAAGCUCUGCUCAGUUUUUAAGGCUCUUUUAGCUCAUUGUUUUGGUUUGACACUCAGAAAUACCACCUCGUUGCAGCUGUCACCAACAGAUAUUACAAAAGCAGCUCUGAUUGGUCUUAUUUUUACCUGACUCGAAUACUCGUGCAAUUGUGAACCAACAGAUGAAGUCAGAGAGCCACAUAAUUUUCUCAGGAGCUGCUGGAGACCAAAGUAAACCUCAAGGAAGGCUGAUAAGGACUAAUAAACCAAGUGGACAAAAUGUAUUUGCAAAGAAAUUUUUACAGUGUCAUCCUCCCUCAGCUGCACGUGAAUGUACGCGGCUGUGUUGCUACGUUACGGUGAUCAAACAUCACUCAGCCUCUUAAACCUCUUGGAUGAAAACUGAUUAUUGCAGCUUUGAACUUUAAGCACUUUUAAAACAUACAGCUUUGCUUCAAUUUGUUACUAGAAAGGAACAUGAGUAAGAGAAAAACACUGCCAUUGCUAAGUUUAAGGUUUUUCAGGUCUGAUCUUUUCAACAGAGCAUAAGCUAAACUUAAUUUAUGCAGAUUUUCCAGUAGCUCAGCAGGAGUCCAUCUUCACUGCAGUUUACACAGACCGCAAAGCCUCAGUUUCAGCGUCGUGGCUUCAGUGAACAUCUUAACUUCAGCGUGUGUCUCUUUGAAACAAAUCUUGUGACCUCUGGUCGUCCCGGGUCAGUGCCGGUGAGGCUCCUUUUACCGGCCGAGGCACGAGCACUGAGGGGCCAGGGAGAGGAUUGUGGGUAUUAAUAAAAAAAAGACGUGCAAGCAUGAUCCCAUGCUACAGAUUGUUUUAGUGCCUUUCUCUGCCGGGUGCUCACUUUCUCAUGUUUGCAUUAGAAUGUAUACAGUCCACGUGGAGGAACUGCAGACAACUCCAGUGCUGUGUAGUUCCACAUCAAAGCUAUUUAUGCACUACAUACAGUAUGUCCUAUUUUUGUGGUAAUAAAUUUACUUUUAUAUGAAUUUUAAUUGUUUUUGACUGAUGUUCAGUACUGAGAUAUUUUUCAUGCUGCUGAGUAUCCCAUAAAAAACAAUUAAAGUUGUUGCUACUUGUCAAAAA